CGGAGUAGGAGAGCCUCGUGACAAGAUUUCAUUCUUCCUGAAUGAAGUAGUAAAGAGACGAACGGACGGAGAGCUGUACUCUGGACAGGGGGGGGACAAAUAUAAAAAGAAAUAUUUAAAAAAAACAGCCGACACUUCAUCUUGCAACGGUGUAUUAUAAACACACACGGACGACACACGUUGAUGUGUAGCUUGGAUGUGGAGCUUGUACUGGGUUAGGAUGUGGAGAUAGGAUGCGGUGAGGUUCACCAUGUGUCUUCGCUAUGACUUGCUCAUCAAAAUGGAUUUAGGUGAAUUUAGGACUAUUCAGACCGCAGUUAAUUGACAAUGUUCGUACACAUGAUUUCUCCUACUGAAAAGGAUCGUUUCCCGCCAACCUCCAACUUCUCUGAUUAAAAAUAAACAAGAGACGAAAAAGCACUUGCGGGACCUUAUCAAAUGACUUCCAGAGUAAGCCCUGACUGGACGACACAUCACCCGUUGCGGCAGGAUGCUACACUUUGGAAUUUACCGUAGAUAACAAAAGAACUGAAAUGUCUGUCUCAAAACAGCAACGCACAGCGAUCAGCUCUGCAUCUCGCCUGUCGCCACCGAAUUCCCGAAUGACUGGCAGGGCGCCGACUCCAGAGGGCGUACCGCUAUGGUUUCAUGGACUCCUGGCGCGGAGUGUGGCCGAGGAUUUACUUUUGAAAAACUCCCAUACAGCUGAAGGUCUGUUUCUUGUCAGGCAGAGCAGCAAUAGAGGAGGUCACUUUGUCAUCUCAGUCUGUACGGGUAUCACUGUCAACCACUAUCUUGUGGAGACUCUAGAGUCCAUGUUCUACGUCAGGAGAGAUCGAAGUGAAGAGAGAGGCCGGGACAUCCAGGCCAGGGACCUGUGUAGCCUGGUUCAAUGCUACCAGGGAUCAGCGCUGGAUGAAUCAGGACUGACUUUGAAAGACGGUCUUCUCAGAACGAUUCCGGUCACCGUAACCGCUCCUCUGACAGCCAUGACAAGAUCAAGAAUCAACCACAAUUACAUCCCGCUUCACAUGGACAACCGGGAAUACAUUGCGCUGGAUGAGUUCACCGCGGGAGAGGACCUGCAGGCCCUGUCCUUCCGCAAGGGCGAAGUCCUCACCGUACUUCAGAAGGAGAGCAAGAACUGGUGGUUCGCCUACAACAUCCAGCACAACCUCGGCUACAUCCCGGCAUCACUGGUGUGCAAUCUGAAGGAGUGGCAACAGAAGUGUAAGAACAGCGCAGCGUUUUGCAAUCUGGGCUGCACUGAUACGGACGACGUGUUUGUGUCCAACCGGGAGAAGACGGACGAGAGCGUCAUCCAGCGGCAGGAAGAGAGAAAAUGUCUACUGGACAUGAACUCUAAUGUACUAGGAGUGUGCGGAUGCUCAAAGUCAAUAUCGUCGAGCCCUGUACGGUGCCAUAGCAGUCCUUCGUUACAGGAGAAUGCAUACAGCAAUAAAGAAACCGUGAACGUCUCUAGUGAGUACAUUGCAUUAUGUCUAGAACACAUGGAGCAUCAGAAACUCUGUGAGAUGCAGAGAUUCUUUGACGCCAAACUCUCUCAGAAUCUCGCCCCAUCUCCGCAGAGGUCGUCGCCCUUUCAUUCCUUGAACUACAGCCCCCAACAAUCUCCCCCAGACUGCAGACGAGAUCUUAAACCAAGGAUCUUGAUGCGGAGCAAGACGGAACCGGCGAACAUCCAUAGUGCGCCGCCUUCCCCACAUAGGAGAGCUUCGGAGGAGACGGUGACCAAAUUAUCCAAGGAGAAUGUACCCUGUUUACUUGUCACUGCAGUCUCCGUUAAUGAAUUGGUAUUGAAUUCACCGGCAAGGAACAACUGUAACAACAAACAGUACACGACACCAAGGGCAUCUCAGAGACCAGAGUUAACAUUACUAACUUGCCAAGAGGAGGGUGAAGACAAACGAAGUACUAAUUGUUCGCCACAGACUGACGACAGCAAACCGGCCAAGCUCGGAGAUACCAUUGCAGCUGAAGGGGGGAAGUCUCAAGAUUCAAACCGAGGGACGGUGACGUUUAAGAUGGAGAACUCGUACGAUCCAGUAGCGACUUAUUUAAGGCUUGCAGAAUGCACAUCUGGCCCACCGACAUCAAUUCAUUGAAAAACAGCAUUGUGUAUUGAGUAUAAAACUAAAAGGAUAGAAGUAUACAAAAUCAAGGGCCAAUUUAUUAGAGCUUCUAAGCCCAGAAAAUGUUUUUUGCUUGGCUCUUUUUUUAAAGGAUAACAAAACAUAACCAUCAUUUCGGGGUUCAAUUUCAUAAUACUGCUAAGCACAGGAUAUAAUUGCUUAACUGGAAACGGAAUACCUGCCAAAAUCAAAGUAGUAAAUAAUUGUAUGUAUCCUGAUUCCCAACUAAUUCUUGCUUAGCCGAUAAUUUGCUAAGCACUAUUUCCUGCUGUAUGUGAAAUUGGGCCCACAUCUGUUUUAAAACCACCAUUUUAUGGUGCUGCUUACCGAGUUUGCUUACAUGCUCUGUACAGGGCGCUGUAAGCACUGAAUUCCCUGGUAAGCAGAGCCAAGAAAUUGGACCCAACACUUUUAUAUUUACAAUACAAAGGUAAAGCACAGCCAAGUUUGAUUACAAAAAGUACAUCCAUGUUUUUUUAUGACCAGAUUGUUAAAUUUUAAUAUUAAACUUGCAAAGUUUCCUGUUGGACCAGAAAAUAGUUUUGCCUUUGCAUUUCUGAAAAGAUACAUCAUUUAAAUACGUAACUCCAGUUUACCUCACCAUACAAAAGAAAUAAUUUUUAUUUGUUUUUCACGUUUAAGAAAGAAGUGUUGUUUCAUGCAAAUGGUAAUUCCAUACAAUGAACUUUACUUGCUGUGUUACUUUUUGGUUUUUCCAAAAAGGGCAAGUUACAUGAUUUUUUGUUCUCACUUUUCGAAGAAUCAAAACCUCACUCAUGAAACACAGGCAGUUGUUGUUCAUACAUGUACCCUCCGGCAAAGCUGGAAAAUAUUUGCCGAUUGUAACUCAAUCUUCACUUUUGGAACUUAAAGGCAGUGGACACUAUUGGUUAUUGUCAAAGACUAGCCUUCACAGUUGAUAUAUCUCAACAUA
Molecule: messenger RNA, 3087 nt
Organism: Asterias rubens (European starfish)
Lineage: Eukaryota; Metazoa; Echinodermata; Asteroidea; Forcipulatida; Asteriidae
Exons: 5
Coding region: 534-2126 (530 amino acids)
Biological process (GO): negative regulation of endoplasmic reticulum stress-induced eIF2 alpha phosphorylation; positive regulation of translation in response to endoplasmic reticulum stress; negative regulation of PERK-mediated unfolded protein response
Molecular function (GO): protein binding
Source: RefSeq, a predicted model, not a curated record